AUGGACCGACUUUGCCGCCUACCGCCGCCGUUAUUCUUCCUUCUCCAUGCGUUCCUUGCCCACGCUGGGGUAGUAGUCAAGCGUGACACGAUCGGCGGCACUGAUGCUGGUAGUAACGGAACUUUUGCAGCCAUCACAUUCCCAGGAAAGGAUGCCACCUUAGUCACUGGGACUACAGUUGAAGUGACGUGGGAGAGAGGGGAUGAUGGCCCUCAGUGGGAUGGCAAAGUGAUGAUGGAAGUUGCUGAAGCGAGCAGUACACCAUUUACCAGUUUUGUCUACGUCGACUAUGACAUCCCGUAUGCGUCAGAGGCCCACAACUGGACCAUACCGGAGCGCCUGAACCCGGGUUCUUAUGCCAUCCGCAUCGUAAAUUCCUCUCAACCUGCCACAUUCAGCGACUCGCCAAUAUUCACAGUCAUCCACGCCGCUCCGGUCCCCACCGAAGCCCCAGCCCCUCCUUCGUCCUCUCGGAAAGGCCUCACAUCAGAUGAUAUCAUUGGUUUAGCGACCGGCCUCUCGGUUGCUGCUCUUGUCGCCGCCCUAGCGGUAUGGGCCUGGCGGCACUCUAAGAAUCGUGAAAGAAGAGGCAUUCAAGGGAGUGCCGCACGGGCGGUCUCGGAGAAUGGCAGGCUGUUAGAGGGGGCCGUUGCCAUGUCACCCUCUACCAUGGUGGAAACGGGGUCCGCUGCGGGAGAAGAGGGUAUGGCCGAUCUGGACAAGCUGCCGGAGGGAGUCAUUAGUGGGUGGGCACCAGAGGGUAUCCGCGUUGAUCCUAUCGAGCUGCCUGCGGAAGUAUAUAAGCGGUGGAGCGAUGACACCCGAGAACGUGGUCUAGUUGGUAUCGGAGAACGACUGGAACUAAGCGGCAGCCGAGGCAGAGAUGGGACGGGGAACCCGGAGGUCCCUACUGAACCCCAAGCGCUAGGAUCUUCCGAAACACCUGACCGGAUACUCAACGAGUGA
Messenger RNA from Parascedosporium putredinis, 966 nucleotides. The record is from the annotation of a GenBank genome assembly. NCBI's taxonomy places the organism in Eukaryota, Fungi, Ascomycota, Sordariomycetes, Microascales, Microascaceae.